AAGCCUUCUUCUUCUUCGCUUCCCUUUUGCACGCCACUAUCAAUGGAGAUCGGUCCAAGAAUGGUGGCUACUGUUGUUACAGUCAUGAGCUUCGCCAUCUUCCUGGGCGUCGUUUCUGCUGAUCCUGACAUGCUCCAAGAUGUCCGUGUCGCCGAUCUCGCUUCCAAAGUGAAAGUCAAUGGAUUUCCUUGCAAAGCGGAUUUCAACGAAACGGACUUCUUCUUCAACGGCCUGGCCAAACCUGGACUCACCAACAACACCUUAGGCUCUCUAGUGACUGGGGCCAAUGUUGAAAAGAUACCAGGCCUCAACACCCUCGGCGUGUCCAUGUCCCGCAUCGACUAUGCUCCUUUCGGCCUCAACCCACCCCACACCCACCCACGAGCCACCGAGAUGGUGUUUGUGCUAUAUGGGGAGCUACACGUUGGGUUCAUAACCACUGCUAACGUCCUCGUUGCUAAGACCAUUAAGGCAGGCGAGAUCUUUGUGUUCCCUAGGGGUUUGGUCCACUUCCAAAGGAAUGUCCAGCAUGCCCCCGCGGCCGUCAUCGCAGCAUUCAACAGCCAAUUGCCAGGGACUCAAGCCAUCGCGACUGCACUGUUUGCGGCCAAGCCCACGGUGCCUAACGACGUGUUGGCCAAAGCAUUCCAAAUUGAUGCCAAGGAGGUCAAGAUGAUCAAGGCUAAGCUUGCCCCCAAGAGCUAGUCUCCUUGUAAAACUAUAGACACUUCAAUUCAAGUUUGAUUUGACCCUCAAAUAAAAUCAAGUUUGACAAUGCAAUUUCCAUUCUACUCCUCUGAGAAUUAUUAUUUUCGCAAAAACCCCAUGUUUGUAAUCUUUUUGUACCCUUUAUAUUGAAUAAAAGAGGCUUUUGAGCCACCAAAAAAGGGUUGGAAGAUA
Eucalyptus grandis is the source of this 900-nucleotide messenger RNA. Its product is annotated as germin-like protein 5-1. Gene Ontology annotation, cellular component: cell wall; plasmodesma. The transcript has 2 exons. Gene Ontology annotation, biological process: regulation of root development; plasmodesmata-mediated intercellular transport. NCBI's taxonomy places the organism in Eukaryota, Viridiplantae, Streptophyta, Magnoliopsida, Myrtales, Myrtaceae. Gene Ontology annotation, molecular function: manganese ion binding. The coding region runs from base 43 to 705 and encodes 220 amino acids. The record is from RefSeq and is a predicted model, not a curated record.